This is a messenger RNA of Juglans regia (Persian walnut), 1792 nucleotides long. Its product is annotated as protein PIN-LIKES 1-like. NCBI's taxonomy places the organism in Eukaryota, Viridiplantae, Streptophyta, Magnoliopsida, Fagales, Juglandaceae. Gene Ontology annotation, biological process: endoplasmic reticulum to cytosol auxin transport. The coding region runs from base 379 to 1638 and encodes 419 amino acids. The record is from RefSeq and is a predicted model, not a curated record. Gene Ontology annotation, cellular component: membrane. The transcript has 12 exons.
UUCAACUACAAUAGUCUCAUCGAUGACAGAUUUUUGGGAUCUCUGACUGACUGACACACAGACACAGUUAGAAAUAUCCAAUAGGGAGUCUCAUAAUUUUCUUGGCAUCCAAUGCAAGCUUGAGAGCAUCAGCAGCAGCUGUUCAUUUUCUUAAAAGUUCACAAUUCAAGAGAGGAGGCCAAAUACAGGAAUGAAAAUUUGUGGGCACGCACUCGGAGAUUGUCUAAAGACUCUAAACUGGGAUCGGGUGUUGUUUUAUAAAUGAACUUCUGGAAUCUGAGCAUUACAUGUUUCCUUGAAGUUCUUGCUCUUGUUUUUUGGUAGAUCAAACGAGCGUGCUAAAAAACUUCCACUCGAGUUCAGUGAACGAAGUUUGCAAUGGACUUUCUGGCUCUAUUCAUUGUGGCAUUGAUGCCAGUUCUGCAGACACUCUUAGUUACGGCUGUUGGUCUAUUUCUUGGAAUGGAGCGUAUAAAUCUCUUGGGGGCAAUUUCCAGGCAGUCUUUGAAUAAACUAGUAUUUUUUGUGUUCACUCCUUCUCUGAUCGUCAGCGACCUAGCCGAUACAAUUACAGUAAACAGUUUGGGAACCUUAUGGUUCAUGCUAGUGAAUAUCCUUAUUACAUUCCUUAUUGGUUCUGCACUUGCAUGGAUACUCAUAAAAAUCACAGGAGCUCCUCAACAUCUGCAAAGCCUUAUCAUUGGUUGUUGUGCUGCAGGAAAUUUAGGGAACUUGCUUCUGAUUAUCCUCCCGGCAGUCUGUGAGGAGGAUGAUAGUCCAUUUGGAGAUUCUUCUGUUUGCUCUACUGAUGCAGAGGCUUAUGCUGCUCUUUCUAUGGCGAUAGGUGCAAUAUAUAUAUGGUCUUAUGUGUAUCCUAUCAUGCGGAUAUAUACAAACAAGGCAACUAAAGACACUGGCACGUAUGGCUCUACGACAAGGGAUAACAUUUCAGGAGAAACCUCGUAUUUACAUUCAGAGAUUGGCACAGAACCGCUCCUUCCUUCAGAGGGUUGCCCAAGCUCAGAGGAGUGUAUGGAUCAAGUUGAAGUCCAUUCGACUGGAUCCAAAGGAAAAGCAAAGGUAAUGUUUCUGGGAAAGACUAUGCUGCUCCUUAAGAAGCUUACUGGGCAUGUGGACCUCGAAAAAUUGUUUGCGCCGUCUACAAUUGCAGCAAUUUUUGGGUUUAUCAUCGGAAUAGUCUCUCCAAUUCGAAAGGUACUGAUUGGUGAUGAUGCUCCUCUUCGUGCCAUCUACAACUCUGCAAGUUUGUUAGGGGAAGCAACAAUACCAUCUAUGACACUGAUAAUUGGAGCAAACCUUCUUGGAGGUCUAAAAGGUGCCGGAGUAAGUCCAUCACUCAUUGUAGGGAUUAUCGCAAUUCGGUACAUCAUCAUGCCUUCACUGGGUAUUGGUAUUGUUAAGGCUGCAAACCAUUUUGGCGUAGUGGGAUCAGAUUCAUUAUAUCAGUUUACACUUAUGCUUCAGUAUGCUCUUCCACCUGCAAUGAGUGUAGGUACCAUUUCUCAAUUGCUUGAGACAGGAGAAAGUGAAUGCUCUGUCAUUAUGCUAUGGACUUAUGCUGUGGCAACAUUCUCUCUGACACUAUGGUCGACCAUCUUCAUGUGGCUUGUUUCUUAAUCUGGAUUACUUGAUUCGUUUGAUGGCCUGAAAUCAUCUUCAACUCAGUCCUAUCAACUUUGUUUUCGCAUAAAAAGAAAAAUUGCUAGAUACUACAUCUUCAUCUCAGUCCUAUCAGUUAUCUGUUGUGUUGGUGCAAUAUUAUCUAUAUCAA